Messenger RNA from Monopterus albus (swamp eel), 1003 nucleotides. It is a transcript of the gene rnf122, whose product is annotated as ring finger protein 122. Gene Ontology annotation, biological process: ubiquitin-dependent protein catabolic process. Gene Ontology annotation, molecular function: ubiquitin protein ligase activity. The transcript is spliced from 6 exons. The record is from RefSeq and is a predicted model, not a curated record. Bases 445 to 912 code for a protein of 155 amino acids. Gene Ontology annotation, cellular component: nucleus. Lineage: Eukaryota; Metazoa; Chordata; Actinopteri; Synbranchiformes; Synbranchidae.
ACGCCGUCGCAGGCAAGCUGAGGAUUUGUCAAGCCGCGCGUCAGUACGCGUCUACGGAGGGGCGGGAGUAGGAAAAUUGAGGCAGUGCUCUAAUUUCCCCUCUCACACAGAUGAUGCAGCUGGGUCAGUGUUAUAUGCCGUAUAUUAUUUCAGAGUCAAAACAGCGGGGAAUGCACAUCAGCAUUUCUGCUUUUUGAAUCUACGUGGAUAAAUCCGGACGCGCAUGAUAGUACGCUAUCAAGGUCCGCUAUUUAUCCAGCGUCCUAUUCGUCUCUUACGACCUUUAUAUAGGGGCUGUUGUCUCUCUCACCUUUCACACUGCUGGCUGAGAGUCACGGGCCCUACUCGUGCACUUUACUGCGGUCAUCUAUCAGCACAGGCGGCUGCGCUUUGUUGGUCAACACGAAUCGGAUCGCAGUGGCGAGGACUCCCUCUGGCGCAUUGAUGCACCCGUUUCAGUGGUGUAACGGGUGCUUUUGUGGCCUGGGACUGGUUUACUACAACAAGUCUUGCACCAUGCCGCCCAUCACCUUCCAGGACCUGCCUCUGAACAUCUACAUGGUCAUCUUCGGGACAGGCAUCUUUGUCUUCAUCCUGAGCCUCAUCUUUUGUUGUUACUUCAUCAGUAAACUAAGACAUCAAGCACAGAGUGAGCGGUUUGGAUACAGAGAGGUAGUUUUAAAAGGAGAUCCAAAAAAGUUGAACCUUCAUGGGCAGACGUGUGCCGUGUGUCUGGAGGACUUCAAAGUGAAAGACGAGCUGGGAGUGUUGCCAUGCCAACAUGCUUUCCACAGGAAGUGUCUGGUAAAGUGGCUGGAAGUGCGCUGCGUCUGCCCUAUGUGCAACAAACCUAUAGCCGGUCCUCCUGAGCAGCACCACAGCAUAGGGACUCUGCUGGAUGAACUGGUGUAACCUCUAAACACCUGCCAUCCUGGGUAGGACACGAACUCCAGGCUAAACCAGCUGGUAUAACUUAGUGACAAAGGGGCAGACACUGUUGUUU